Messenger RNA from Rhipicephalus sanguineus (brown dog tick), 6202 nucleotides. RefSeq names its product putative nuclease HARBI1. NCBI's taxonomy places the organism in Eukaryota, Metazoa, Arthropoda, Arachnida, Ixodida, Ixodidae. The record is from RefSeq and is a predicted model, not a curated record. The transcript has 3 exons. Bases 826 to 2259 code for a protein of 477 amino acids.
GUGAGGCUGAGCUUGCUGAGCUGUGCUAGUACAGUGCGAGUGAUCGCGGUGAAAGUGGAUGCGUGGUUAAAUAAUGUUUACUUCAACUUGCGUGUCUGCCUCGUCUGUGCGUUGCUUCGACGUAGUGAAUUGUGAAGUGAUGCGCUGGCCAACGAUGUUCGUGAAUGAUCAGAACCACCGAAGGUCGUUGUAUGGAAUGCAUGCCAUUGUGCUGCUCGAAUGGGGGCUUGACGAAGGCAUCGCCGCGGAGACAAAGAAAGAAACGUUGCUAGAGUGUGGUGUGUUCGCGACGAGGUGCCGAUACUGAACGUUGACGACUGUGUGCUCGUGGAAAGUGAUGUGUGGAAUAGCGGGUGCUUGAAAGCGCUGCUUCCUUGUCGUCGUAGGUAUUGCCUUUCAGACGUGCGCAUUCGUGUUUGUGUGCUACGUGAAGGCAGCGAUAUGUGCGGGUUUCUGAAGACGCGUUAGCCGUAGUUUGUGGGACUGACGCGAUGUGCAGCUCGAGUGAGUCGCUGGGUGUGCGUCAUUUGUGUGCUGUACAGUGCGGUCAUGGAAAGUGAUGUGGAACACUGGGCGCUUGAAAGCGCUGCUCCGUUGUCGUCGUAAUGCAUCAGUAUUGCCUUUCAGACGUGCGCAUUCGUGCUUGUGCUCUACGUAAACGGAGUGACGUGUGUUUUCGAAGGAGGCCCGAUGCCGUCGUUUGUGGAAUUAGAGUGUGUGAGAGGUGUGUGUGUCAUUUGAGCGCUGUAGAUGUAUGAAUUCAACAAUAGAACAUGUUCACGCAGUGCAUCACCGUACGAUCGGGGGCUGUCGUGAACGUUUGCGAUGGUGCUUCGCGAAUUCAUCAAUGAUUACGAUCCGUGUCGGUCGCUGGCGUUUUGGCGUGAGUGGUGGGCGGGCCCAACCAUGUGGCACUGGGCCCGUACGCGGUGGGCGGGCCAAAGGCUUGCCGUGGGCAUCUGUCAGUCAAUGUUAUUGACACCCGAACUCGGCUGCAAACUCGUUAAUUCUGAGACUGCCCGAGUUAAACUCGGUUCUGACAUGGCGGCGGCAGCAGCAGCUUUAGUGCUCGCUUCAAGCGGUGGCAGACGACAGUUUGAGCGGAGUGACCCUUUCCUUGUGCUCACUGACGAACAGUUCCGGCAACAUUUUCGUCUUUCCAAAACGUCGGUGCGUUGGAUAUGCGACGAGCUAGCCGACCACCCGCGUCUACGUAGACUACGCGGCGGGCCCCAGUCCCUGACAGUAGCGGAGCAAGUUCUCUGUGCGCUCCGCUUCUACGCUACAGGGAGCUUUCAAGGAAAUAUUGGCUCCGAAUCGUACAUCGGGCGCCACCAGACUACAGUGAGCCGCUGCAUAAAGGACGUAUCCAUCGCGCUUGUUGACACAGCUGUGCGGAAGCGGUGGGUCGCUUUUCCGCGAACAGCCUCCGAGCGCGCCUACAUCAAGGACCGCUUCCUUCGUCGCGGCAGCAUCACGGGCGUGAUUGGAUGCGUCGACGGGACGUACAUUGGCAUAAAGGCGCCGUCAAAGUCCAACCGGACUGUCCUCAAGGCCAACUACUUCACCAGGAAAGCUCACUACGCCCUGAACACGAUGGUUGUUUGCGAUGCUGACCUCCGCAUCCUGCACAUUGACGCACGGUUCCCUGGUUCUUGCCACGAUGCUCAUGUAUGGGGGAAAUCGGCUUUGCGGCGGCACUUCGAGCUUGGACACCUAUUGGACGAUGGGGACUGCCUGCUGGGAGACAGUGGCUACCCACUAGAGCCAUGGCUUCUUACUCCUGUGGCAGGCCAUCCGCCAGCGCAGUCACCUGAGGCACUUUACAACAAAGCCCACUCGUCGAUGCGAUCUGUUGUGGAGCGCUGCAUUGGUGUGCUAAAGGCCAGGUUCAGGUGCUUGCAGAAGUACCGAUCCCUUCACCAUGAGCCCGGCCGAGCAUGCCACAUAAUUGCAGCAUGUGCAGCGCUGCACAACAUUUCUCUUGCCGCCGGUGAGCCUGAGCCAUCUGACAACAGUGACGACAGUUGCGGCAGUGACGACAAUGACGACACCGAUGACGAUGACGACGUGCCGCCUGCACUGCCAAACCCACCCUUGCCAAAUACACCUGUGACAGCAAGUGCACGUCGGCAGCUGUUUGCAAAGGGCAAAGCACUGCGGGACAGCAAGUUGCGCCUUUUUCAGCAAACGCGACCAGCGCGGCUAAUGUACCUGAACCGGGUGAGGCGGCGCUUGCGUCGACGACGUUUACAUUAGUGGUUUACAUCCCCAAAAGUCUUGUGCCUGAGCGAAAACUGCGUACCUCAGCAUAACCUCCAUGCUACUUCAUGCAUUGCUGAACACAAUAAUAAUAACAUCUGGGGUUUAACAUCCCAAAACCACGAUAUGAUUAUGAGAGACGCCGUAAUGGACGGCUCCGGAAAUUUCGACCACCUGGGGUUCUUUAACGUGCACCUAAAUCUAAGUACACUGGCCUCAAACAUUUUCACCUCCAGCUGAACACAAUAGGUGAGCAACACAGACUUCAUUUAGUUCCUUCAAUUUGUGCACUCAACUGAAUAUGUGCACCCGUUUAAUUGCUGUCAGGCAUUGUAGCGUUUGUCAUGGGACAUGUUUCUUAUUGCUUACUUAGCAUUCAUGCAAAAAUAUUCGUAGGUGUGAAAUGUGCGGUCAGUAGUAACCUUGCCAUACAGUGCAUACCACUAUUACACAAUUUCUAAUUCUUUGUCCUUUACACCUGCUUUACUAGCAGCCUUUGGAGCAUGCGUAGUACGCUACUCACGGAUUGACACAGGACUAUUUAGGGCUAAGUAAUGCACAUACUUUCGUUUCCACCGUCUUUAGAGCGGGCCAAUAGGCAUAAUUUCGACUCGAACAUGUACAUCAGCGCCAACAUUAUCUUUAGAGCCCAUAUUCAUUGCGACAUCACGUGGUGAUCUCGAGCAAUUUCGCAUACCAAUCGUUAUACCAUAAAAUUUGAUGUCGCAUUUCAAUUCGCGAGUACUGUACGUUGAUUGGUGCAAUGUUUUGGCUUGCAGUCACGCGUUGCAUUAUGUUCCACCGCGUGGUACGGAGCAUUGCUGUUGCAUUGUUUUUGAUAAGUGAUACAUAGCCAACAUUACCAGGCAUGUGGAUGCAUCUGAAUAAGUGUGGACGCUUGUGGUUGCUUGAGCCUCAAACGACUGGCGCACUUCUGUGAAUGCUGUGAUGUCGGUGCUACCCAGUGAUAUUCGUAAUGUGUGAAGCGGUUGUGUGAAGGUUGUGUGAAGCAGAACACUGAAGCUGUUGUUGGACUUGUCUGAGUAAAUGUUAUGCACAUGCUGUAGCGUGUGCUUCGAGUCGCUGUGUGCAGGUGUUUAAAGUAUGGGUACUUGGCUUUUUAACUUCGUAAGAUGUUUGGCUCGCAUUGUGCAUAGAAAGGAAUUGUUGACAUGUAGUGCUGCAUUGUAGGGAAAGUUUUGCUAGCCUAUCCAUCUCGAUAUUCUCAUUAUGUGGCACCAUUAAAGUUUAAGAAAUUGUGCGGCAAGAGUUCUUGGCUGUGCUCGAGAAAAAUGUGCCUGUUACUGAAUGCAGUUGUGUAUUUUUUUAUUUGCAGCAUGUGGUACGCACCACAACAACAAGCUGUAACUUAGGUUUUCCAUGGAAUUCUAGGAUACAUAUGAUGCUAAAGGUAGAAUUGUACGCAGCACCUUACGAGUAGGUGUAUGUAUACAUUGUUGCAUUUUAAACGUAUGCAGCACUUCAAUUAGAAGAGAGCACAGUUCUUUUGCAAACUGUGCUGAAAUUGCCUGUGCAUUUAUCGUGACCUAGCACACACGAAGGUUUUGUCUCGUUCCAGAUGCGUUAAGUGCAUGCGGCAUUUCAUUGCAUGCAUUACGAGUUAAUCCAUAUUACAUUAGAUGUGGCUAUCUGCUUUACUACAAUAGAAAGGCUAUAGUGAGGUUUAAUCUCCUAGAAGUGUUUCAACCUUUAUUUGCUCGUAUGUAAAUCUGUUUUAGCUGUUUGCCUGAAUGCUGUCUUUCUCUUAACAGUGUUAUUGUCAUAGAGUUUGUUUUGUACAAACAUUUUGUUGCGCCUCUGUAUUGGCCUAAUUCACAACAACGAACUCUUUCACAACAAAAGCUGUUGUCCAUGUAACAUGCUUUCGAUUACACCAUUCCCUGUGUAUUUACUCAUAUGUAAGUUGUUAGUGUACGACAAAGGGAUUAGAAGUAACAGCAAUGAAAUUUAGCUGUUCUGAAUGUCCUUAUCCAGUUGUGAUAGCUUUUUCUUCUGGUUUUGACACUCCGUGACAUCCUCACUUUUUAUCACAUUUGAUUGGCACAGAAGUGUAUUUGCUAAAUUGAUGUUCCUACUACUUGGGAAUGUCAGCGCAGUGACGGUAUUUUUUUCAAUUUUAAGCCCACAUCACCUCACCACGACGUGUAAUACACGGAUCAUGUAAGAAUGCGGAGUUGCAUGCAUGCACAUUUGGGGCGUGUUUCAAAUAAAGAAACACUGUAGUGUAAUGAAGUCAACGCAGAGGAUCCCUAGCAAGCUUAAACUUAUGCAGCCUAUGUUUCUUGUGUACCUAAGAGGACUGUUGUAAUGUCCUAACGCUACUGGAAUGCAGCUUUUCAUAUAAUUUCUAAUUUCUGAGAUGAACAAUUUUCCGAAUGGCAUUACGUUCUGGCGUGGACACUGCCACAAGUUUUACAAAAUGCUUUGAAAUGUCACUUGCAUAGAGACAUUGAAGCGUACACAGAGCAAUUAUUUCACACACCACACGGAGCUGCUGUUUUCACUUUGGCAUGUGUGGGCACUGGCUGUAGAUGUGCAUUUUGCGCUAACUUUUUUUAAAGACAGCCUGAGGAUUCACACAUUAAUUACAAACUCAUUUACAUGUCUUCAAUGCACUUAACAAGUACCAAUGAACUUUUGCAUGGUAAAGUGAGAAGUGCUUUUACCAUAUUUACGUGUACCGACACAUUGAGACAAAGUGCUUUGUGAUGUUUGUGCACUCAUGCAAGAAAUGAAUAGAGACUUUUAACAUAAUACCUCCUGCAUUGACAGAUGUGAUAAGUAUGAGACAAAACACUUGUUAAGGGUGGUCCGCUCAACAUUUAUUGCGGUCACUGUUAAAAAAAAAAAACAUCCGCGAUGGUUCGCUUAGCGGCCGCUCAAUUAUGUAGUGGUUCUUCGUCUGCCGUGCCAGCCACGCUAUUUUUUCGCUGCCGGCUCACAGCUGCAGUAAGGGCAGCCAAAGUGCUGGCGAUGUUAAGCACUUCAGCUUGGCGCUCCCCAACGGCCAGGACUGCUGCUGUAUGGCUCCGUGACAGCGUGGCGUGAUUUUCAUUCAGCUGCAUUCCAUAACAUAAUUUGUAUAUGUGAAGUAAAGCAGGGAAAAAUUGCAACGGGAAAGAAUGAAGGUGCUGUAGCAUGCAUAAUAUAUCGUGUGAAAAGUUCCGUUAGGUAUUCAUUUUUCAGUCACCUAGGUUCAUUACACUAUUCCGUCAUAUCAGCAAGACUUCUAAGAGUUACGUGCAGGAGUUACAAACAAUGCCGUGCACUAACAGCUGUGCUCACUGUCAUUCAUGUUCCCACUGUCCCACAACACAAGCACAUUUAAGCUGUCCACUACGGUCAUGUCUUGUGUUUUCUUUACAUUCCCGUACUUAUAUUCGAAGAAGCCAAUUGCUCAUGUUCUAUUAGCAAUGUUGAGCCAUGCAGUAAGCUGACUUCAUUUGUUUAAAUGUACAAGUCGCUACACACUGCAACUAAUAUAGAGUUUCCCCUGUAGCGCUCUUACGCAUCAUAAUGCUCUAUCACAGAGAUACAUGCCUUUUCAAUGGCACACCGCAGAGCCUGCAGUUCUUGCGUCUGGGCGUGCUGCUCAGCCCGUAGCCCCCUCACUUCCUCUAUGAUUGCUCGCUGAUCUUCAACGAGAGUUGUGAGGGGGUCAACGGGCGAUGCGGCAACACAGUCACUGGUCCGGCGGGUAGGCUGUCGUGGCACUGCAAUUAUAGUGCAGAGCAAAAAGUGUGCAAGCACAUGAACAACUUUGUCAUAUUGCACAAUUCUUGAACGCAUGCAAUGCUGGUCAGUUGUUAAACAUGAAUAAUUAUGCAGCGUAUAUGUGCAAAAGUACAACAUAAGCAACUCUCACGAAUGUACAGCUCACUGCCAUGUCUGUAAGUGCAAUGUAAAUAAAUAGAUGUAC